This is a messenger RNA of Sphaeramia orbicularis (orbiculate cardinalfish), 5897 nucleotides long. RefSeq names its product PHD finger protein 3 (gene phf3). Gene Ontology annotation, biological process: DNA-templated transcription. Lineage: Eukaryota; Metazoa; Chordata; Actinopteri; Kurtiformes; Apogonidae. Bases 134 to 5233 code for a protein of 1699 amino acids. The transcript has 16 exons. The record is from RefSeq and is a predicted model, not a curated record. Gene Ontology annotation, cellular component: nucleus.
GCUUUGCAGCAGCAGGUCGACUGACGGCUGAGUUUGAGGAAGUUACUGGGCUGAAGGAGUAGCGGUGCUAGAAUGUAACCCUUCACGAGUUGGACACAGCAUUGCCAAAAAAAAGAGGAAGGCUGCAGCAUUCAUGGAUAUUGUGGACACCUUUAACCAUUUAAUACCCAGUGACCAGUUGGAUGAGUCCCUAAUAAUAGGACAGAACUUGGAAUGUGAAGCCAGUAAUGAGUUUGGAUCUGGACUCCGACUAGAAGAUUCACUGAAAAACAUGCUCAGUGACAAAGAUCCUAUGUUCGGUUGUGCAACCUCACAGUUCAAUCUGCUGGACAAUGAGGACCCUACUUUUCAAAUGGCUGGGUCAACAGGUCUAGAUAGUGGUUCAGCAUCUGCGGCCCUCAGUGGUGAACUGACAAAUACAGGGACCACACAAGUCAAACAACCUGUUGCCAGGAGAAGGAAACGUCCGUGUAAUGUAGAAUACGAAUGUAGCAGCGAUCCACCCGCUGCUGACACAUCCACCAACACAAUGCCUCGAGGAAGAUCAGGAAGGAAACCAGUCAAUAGGCUACAGAAGUCAUUCCUGAUUGAGAAAGGAGUAUCAGGUGCUCAGUUGAAGAAAGAAUUAACUCUGGGAGGGCGUAUCAAUGUUAAUGAUCUUGAUGGUGGAUUAUGGCUAAAGCCCACAGUGAUAUUGAGACGACUGACAGUCACCAUUGGAGGAUUCAAGAUUGAGCUCCUUCCAGGACCCUCGUACACACAUACUGAAACAGGCCAGGCUGUUUGUUUUGAGGAUGGUUUUUCAUAUAGUGGAGAUGUGGGGUUUGCACUGUUGCAGGAUGAGACUGUCAGUGUACAGAAUCCUGCACCAGACAAGGUGGCAAAUGUAGAUGUAAUGGACAAAAGGGCUACUGAUGAUGCACCUCUUGGACUGGGCCCGUAUGUAAAUCCUAAUGAAGUGCAGACUGCCAAUGGGACAGUGAUGGGCAGUCCCACUGUGGAAGAAACAAAACUUGACAAUCAGAGUGUUACUGGAAAGAAAAAGCCAGUCGGUAAAGGACAAGAUGGGAUUAAACAGCAACAAAAGAAUGGGAAUGAGAACAACAAAACUUCUUUGAGUAAUAAGAUUGAUGGAAAGGAAAAGCAACAGACUGCGCCCAAAAAACUGCUGAAGCCAAAACAAGGCCUGCCCCCUAUCAAGAAUAAGGACUUGGUUUCAGGUCAAGAAAGUAACAUGACUAAGGGACCGAAAGAAUCACAGAAUUUGCAAUCAAAAACGAUCCAAAGAGGAGACACGCAGGAUGUAAAAUCUGUUAAGGAGAAGAAAGGCAUCGCAUGUUUGAAAAGGCCUGGGGAAAAUGCUCAAAGUGAGCAUGACACUAAAGUCCCAAGGACACAGAACCCGGGAGAUGAUAAAGUGAAGCCAAAAUUGUCAGCUUCCCCCAGCUCAUUAGUAAGAAAGUUGUCAUCAUCUGGUGUCCGUGCUGGCGAGCAGCAGGGAUCGGCCAAGCACCCUCAGCCUCACAACAGCUCCAAAGUUGAGGGUGUCCAGCCGACACACAGUCGUCCAGGCCAACCAUUAAAAACACCAGAAGACACAGGGCAGGACAAGCCCAAACUGAAAAAGCCAGAGAAGAUCCUUCAGAAACAAAAAAGUAAAACUACAAGAAGCCUUUCUGUGGAAGAACCACAGCUGUUUAUCCCAGAUAAUGCACCUGUUGUGAAGAAAGAAAUGUCUGAGGAGCAAAAUGCCAACACCGACACUGUUUGGGAUGGAAACAACUGCUGCGGUCUUUGCAAGAAACAUCACAACAACAUGUUUAUGGUCGGCUGCGGUCGCUGUGACGACUGGUUCCAUGGCGACUGUGUGGGUCUGGACUUGACAAAAAUUCAUGAAAUGGAGGAGGAGGACCAGAUGUACGUGUGCUUGAAAUGCUGUGAGGAGGAAAGUAAAAAGGUGGAGCCCGAGCCCCCGAGUGCAGCCAAGCCAGAAGUCCAAGUUAAGAAUGAGGUUCAGGAGCAAAAGCCACCACCCAAACCCAAACCAGGACCCUCCCAGCCUCUGCCGUCCGGGGGGGUCAAACCAGUAAGAAAGCAGGAGUCUGAACGAAGGCAGUCCGCAGAUCAAAAAACAGGCGCUCAGUCGAAACAAGAGACAAAAAGUAAGACUCCAUCUUCAGCUUCAAAGAAGCCUGUGUCUGUGGAGGAAAUCAGGCGAAGUGUGCGAGAUUCUUUGAAAGAAAUCCUUACUCAGAGGCUGAAGGAGUCUAAUUUAAGUGUCACAGUGGAGAGGGCCUCUGAAGUUGCCAAGAAGACAGAGCGGGAGCUUUUUCACUUAUAUAAAGACACUGACAACAAAUACAAGAACAAGUAUAGAAGUCUAAUGUUUAACCUGAAAGAUACUAAAAAUAAUGUGCUCUAUAAGAGGGUUCUCAAAGGGGAAAUUUCUCCUGGUAACCUUAUUCGAAUGAGUCCUGAGGAGCUGGCCUCAAAGGAACUCGCUGCUUGGCGACAAAGGGAGAAUCGGCAUACCAUUGAAAUGAUCGAAAAAGAGCAAAGAGAAGUAGAGAGACGGCCAAUCACAAAGAUCACACACAAAGGAGAAAUAGAAAUUGAGAGCCUUGAGCCAGUGAAGGCAGCUGAGCCUGUGGAGCUUGAACCUCCUCCCAAAGUGCCAGAAGUAACGGCGGCAGAACCUGUGGAAUCUCCAGAAAAUAAAGCAGAGAGUACUCCAGCAGAGAAAGACACUACCAGACAGCACAAGUCUCACCUGUUUGACCUGAACUGCAAAAUCUGCACAGGUCGUAUGGCACCCCCUGUGGAAGAAGCGCCAACGAAAGUGGUCAAAGUUGCUACCACAGUCGUUAGAAGGCAGUCAACUAAAGCAGAGGAAACAAAGAGCACAACACCACCUGCAGCCGAUGAUGACCUGCACCUCACUGUUUUAGAGGAGAGCUUUAGAAAUGCUCAGUCGGGCUACGAGUCGAGGCUGGAUCGUACAGCUGGAAGAGAUGAAGAGGCUUCUUUCCUUUCCAACUUAAAGUCCCUGUGGCGAGGCUUCAUUCAUAUGCAUUCUGUGGCAAAGCUUGUGACAAAAGCCUUCCCCGUCUCUGGUGUUUUGGACAACUUGACUGAAGACCUUCCAGACAGCAUUCAGGUUGGUGGGAGGAUAAGUCCGCAGACAGUGUGGGACUAUUUGGAGAAGAUUCGGGCAACUGGAACAAAAGAGGUGUGCCUGAUUCGCUUUGCCCCUGAAACCGAGGAAGACGAGAUCUCCUACACUCUCCUUUAUGCCUACUUCAGCAGUCGUAAGCGUUUUGGGGUGGUGUCCAAUAACCUAAAACAAGUGAAGGACAUGUAUCUCAUUCCACUGGGUGCCAUUGAAAAAGUUCCACACCAGCUGGUUCCUUUUGAUGGACCAGGUUUGGAAAAUAACCGUUCCAAUCUUCUUCUUGGACUCAUAAUUCGGCAGAGACCGAAAAGGGAUUACCUUACUGUAGAAAUGACUGAACCAGUGAGAGCGAUUCCUGAGAUCAAGCCCAUUAUUAUAUCUUCAAAAGACACCAGAGCCACAGAAGAAGAUGAGAAGUUGUACCUUUCUACUUUGACGCCUUUACUUAAGAAAGAAAAAGACAAACCACUUGACACGACUGAAGAUGUCAAUGAGACGGUAACGGAGACAUUUGAAGAACCAUCUGCAUCAGAGGAGAUCAAUAAUCAGGAACCCCAAAGACCACUGCGCUUUCUACCAGGUGUGCUAGUUGGCUGGGGUGUGGAACUCCCACCCCUACCAGAUGUUGGAGGUAAGUCGAUACCAGCCACAGAUGACACCCAGAAGACCCAGCCAGCCCCAAAAACAGAAGCGGUUACAGGCGGGAACUCUAAAAGUUCCACAGCUGCUGCUCCACGAGAGCGUUUCAUCAUCAAGAAGAAAGAAGUUAAACUUGUUAAAGCUGAACCUGAGCUGUCCAGCCCAGCUGAUACAGCUGCUGCUCACACUGUAGCAGCAACUGAUGCUCCAGGUGCAGAAGUAACCCACAGUGCAUCAGUCUCUUUGAAAGAUAAACCUCCAGAUGUCUCCACUGAAGCGUUCUUGGCAAGCUUGUCAACAGCUCAAAGUGGGACUGGAAGCGGCAGCACUGCCUCAGCAGACAAAGCCGAUACUGGCCUUUUGUCUGAGAGCGACAAAGGAAAGACCGAAGUGGAUUCUUUAUCGCAGUCAAAAUCCCAGACGGCCACAGAUUGCACAAAUAUUUCGAAACCUCCUUUGAGCGGAAUACUGAAAAAAUCAUCUGCAUAUUCCACGGUGACUGAAGAUAAAACGACGGUGCUACAAAAGGAUAAAGCCAAUCACUCAGCUCCUUCAAGUCCUAAACCUGUUCCUGUGUUGAACAGCAGUAGAAAUGAACCGGUUACAAUAUUUCACCAGGGUUUUACUUCCAUCUCUCAGGCACAGAGCAAGCCUGAGGACCAAAGCCAAACUACCAUUAGGUCUUUCCCCAGUGAGAAAGGAGACCCUGGCGUAUCCCAGGCUGGUGCUACAGUAACACCGGUGUAUCCUCCCUUGGUCCAAGAGCCACAAGCGUCGUACACAGCCUCCCACACAGAGGCACCGGCGCUCCAACAUGACUCACUAAUGGUGCCAGUUCUCCCAGUUUACAACAGUGCUCCACCUUUCCCACUGCAGCAACAACAGCCUCAGGUACCUGGCAGCUACGACUACCCACCUGGCCCUCCGCUGAAAACUUACCCCACCCCACCGGCCCAGGAUCAAAACGACGGUGCAACGUGGGCCGAGGAUGGCACGUCACAUGGCCUUCCUGGAAUUCAAUCCCAGUACCCCGAGAGUUACUCUGAACCAUCUGGCCAUCCUCUAUCCCUGGCCAAAGACUACAAACGUCUAGAGGAACGGUACAGCGACCCAUGGGAGAGGCCGCGAAACACUGAGGACAGAGACCACCACGGAAAGCACAGACACCACAGAGACUCCCAUCACAGCAAAAAGAGCCGGCAUCACGACAGGGAGCGGGAGAAAAAACGUGACCGAAGCCAUGACGACAAGCACAGAGAAAGGAGCAGGCAUCACGGACACUCAGAGGAUCGUUAUGGCGAGAAGAGGAAAGAGAGGCACCACAGCGAUGACUACGGUAGUCGGCACAAGGACAAAUACCGACACAGACGGGACUCUGAUUAUGAGAAUGGACGGAGAAGUUCAAAAGACAGUUACUCAUAAUUAUUAUUAUUUUUAAAGAACUGUGAGUGGGCGCUGAGGCCUGUUAGAGACGGUCAGUUUAUUGGUCACUGGUUGAAACCUUGCGGAGUUUUAUGUUUGUUUUAUGAACCGGUCAACAGAUAAUAUUUCCUUUUUAAAAAGUUGUUUUAUGUUAUUCAAUAUACAGCCAAAAUGAGACAUCAUUUCAAUGGAAUUAUUAAGAUGAUCACAGAGGGUUAUUUCACACCUUAAAACAAAAGUCAACAUUAAGACAAAAUUCUUUCAAUUUCAAGUUUUUAUCUGUGUAUAUAUGUUGAUAUUGACCUGCUGUAUCGACUGCAGAUGACUGCUUUCAGUAACGUGGAAACAAGAGCGCGGACCAUUUGGUGAAAAGUUUAGUUUUAAAGCUCACAUUUGGCGUAACUUUAACAGAAAACAUUUAACAGAUUUAAACAGCAGCUUUGCUUAUCUUCAAAUUAUUUUCUUUUAAAUUGCUUGAAUAUUUUAUAUAACUUCCUUUCUAUUGAAAAUAUGUACAUUUUGGCUUGUAAUAUACAUUAGGAAUGAAGUGUGCCUUUGCACUGUGUGUUUAUGUACAGUUCGUAAUAAAGCUAAUCCUUUUUUAUUGUUGAUUAUGAAAACUUCUCAUAUUUCUUCACGUGUAUUAAAGUUAAAACCACUUGAA